GGGCGGUGCUAACAGGUCAUGUGACAGCGGUCGUCAGCGUUGCGGUUGCGACCAUGUGGCUCUACAGACCCACUCUGUUGUUAGGUUUGUUCGGGAGCAGAGGAAUAGUGAGAGGCAUGUGUGCUCAGGUGGGAGACUGGCAAGGUGCCAAAUCAAUAUACGAGUUCUCUGCCAAGGAUAUUGAUGGCAAUGAGGUGUCUCUUGAGCAAUACAGAGGGUUCGUGUGCAUUAUUGUAAAUGUAGCCUCUAAAUGAGGAAAGACCAGGGUAAACUACACUCAGCUAGCGGGAAUGCACGCCUCCUAUGCUGAGAAAGGUUUACGCAUCCUGGGCUUCCCCUGCAACCAGUUUGGAGGACAGGAGCCAGGUACUGAUGCAGAGAUUAAAGAGUUUGCCAAAGGUUACAAUGCAGAGUUUGACCUCUUCAGUAAGAUAGAGGUGAAUGGAGACAACGCUCACCCUCUGUGGAAGUGGAUGAAAGCACAACCCAAAGGCAAGGGAACCCUGGGAAAUAACAUCAAAUGGAACUUCACAAAGUUUCUGAUUAAUAGAGAGGGACUAGUGGUGAAAAGAUAUGGCCCAACAGAUGAUCCCAGCGUUGUGGAGAAGGACCUGCCAACGUACCUGUAAUACUGCUGUUUCCCAUGUGUUUGACUCCUGACGUCUCCCAUGGACUUUUGGGUAUUGGUGUGUGUGUGUGUGUCUGGACCAGUGACGGCCUGUCUGUAAACCCAGCUUUGGGAAGGGCAGGCCUGAUGAUCCCCAGCGUGCAACUAACCUCCAGAACUCACCCACACCAAACCCAUGAGACCAUGUGAGAGGACAUUCAGUAGUUAUUUAAAGUAGAGGCCCUUCACAUCUUACUUCAAACUCAAAACAGUCAUUCCCUUUUCUUAUACAUUUACAAUCUAGUCCUUUCUGAAUGUUAAGUGACAAGUUUGUUCAUGUGUCAAUGUCAGCUUUAUGUUUUUAUGCAAGGACAUAAUAUGCCAUACAUUUCACAGAUCUCUGUAAAGCUACUGAUAAUAUUAUUUGCACUUAACUAGGCCUGUUAUUUUGUCUGUAACUCCUGACUAAUCAUGUUAUGACAUUGAAAUAUAAAUGCUCUCUUGGACAUCAUUUGUCAAUUUACAUGCACCUAUUAAAAUCUAAUUUGAGCCAUA
Molecule: messenger RNA, 1162 nt
Organism: Dicentrarchus labrax (European seabass)
Lineage: Eukaryota; Metazoa; Chordata; Actinopteri; Moronidae
Product: phospholipid hydroperoxide glutathione peroxidase-like
Exons: 7
Biological process (GO): response to oxidative stress
Molecular function (GO): glutathione peroxidase activity
Source: RefSeq, a predicted model, not a curated record